Molecule: messenger RNA, 459 nt
Organism: Symbiodinium necroappetens
Lineage: Eukaryota; Dinophyceae; Suessiales; Symbiodiniaceae
Source: the annotation of a GenBank genome assembly
AUGGCUUUGCGGUUGGAUGUGGCAACGAUGUCGCCGCCAGGCAUCCCUUGCGCACGCGUUUCUCGUCUUCCAGGACUUCCCGCCAGAUGGGCCCACGAGAACCCGCAGGCCAAGGCCAGAGUUUACGCCUUGAUGCCAUCUGCCAUCUUCACGGUGGCUGGUCUGGCCGGCAAGUGGAGGCUGGAGCGACAGCUCCAGAGUUUUCGCCGGAGCCGCGGGGGCGAAGCAGAGGGCGGGACCCGGCGAGAGGCCUCUUCGCCCGGCGAGGCCUCCGACGACGGCGACUUCCUGGCGGGAUUCCGGGCGGCUCUUGGCAGCAAAGAAGAAUCGCUGGAGCAGGAGCUACAAGCAGUCCGUGAGCAACUGUCCAAUGCGGAGAAGCGCAUCUCCGAGGUGGAGACGGCAAAGGAGACCCUCAUCGAUCAGCUGCAUCAAGCCCGGGAGGAGGUUGCGGGGUAG